CAGGGGCGGGGCCGGUUGUGCAGGCUUGCGUAGGUUGCGGGGUUCGGAACCCCAUGCUACCGGAAGCGGAAAUAGCCGUUGGCGCCGCCAGAGUUUCCGUAACUGCCAUCGUGAUGCCGAAGGGUCCUAAGCAGCAGCCGUCGGAGCCCGAGUGGAUCGGGGACGGAGAGGGCACGAGCCCCGCAGACCAAGUGGUGAAGAAGGGGAGAAAGGACAAGAAGAACAAAAAGACGUUCUUUGAAGAGCUGGCAGUAGAAGAUAAACAAGCUGGGAAAGAAGAGAAAGUGCUCAAGGAGAAGGAGCAGCAGCAGCAGCAGCAGCAGCAGCAGCAGCAAAAAAAGAAACGAGAUGCUCGAAAGGGCCGGCGGAAGAAGGAUGUAGAUGAUGAUGGAGAGGAGAAGGAGCUCAUGGAGCGUCUCAAGAAGCUGUCAGUGCCAGCCAGUGAUGAGGAGGGAGAGGUACCUGCCUUGAUACCCCGAGGAGGGAGAAAAACCAAGGGAGGUAAUGCUUUUGCAGCCCUGAUUCAGGAUCAGAGUGAGGAAGAGGAAGAAAAACACUCUCCUAAGCCUGCCAAGCCCGAAAAGAAUCGGAUCAAUAAGGCUGUAUCUGAGGAACGACAAUCAGGACUUAAGAACAAAAAAGGAAAGGAAGAAAAGUCAAAGGGGAAGGCCAAGCUUCAAAAUAAAUUUUCCGCUCUGGACAAUGAAGAUGAUGAAGAUGAAGAAGAAGAAAUAACAAAAGAGCCACCCCAGCAAGAGAAGGACAAGGCCAAGAAAGCAGAGCAAUUCUCACCAGGUUCAGAGGAAGAAGGGGAGUCUAAGACCGAUGAUCCUUAUGCCCACCUUAGCAAAAAAGAGAAGAAAAAGCUAAAGAAACAGAUGGAGUAUGAGCGCCAGGUGGCUUCAUUAAAAGCAGCCAGUGCUGCUGAAAAUGACUUCUCCGUGUCACAAGCAGAGGUGUCCUCCCGCCAAGCCAUGCUAGAAAAUGCAUCUGACAUCAAGCUAGAGAAGUUCAGCAUCUCAGCCCAUGGCAAGGAAUUAUUUGUCAACGCAGACUUGUACAUUGUGGCUGGCCGCCGCUAUGGGCUAGUUGGACCCAAUGGCAAGGGAAAGACCACUCUCCUCAAGCACAUUGCCAACCGAGCCUUGAGCAUCCCCCCCAACAUCGAUGUGUUGCUCUGUGAGCAGGAGGUGGUAGCAGAUGAAACGCCCGCAGUGCAGGCUGUUCUCCGAGCAGACACCAAGCGAUUGAAGCUGCUGGAAGAGGAGCGACAGCUUCAGGGGCAGCUGGAGCAGGGUGACGACACAGCUACUGAAAGGCUGGAGAAGGUGUAUGAAGAACUGCGGGCUACUGGCGCAGCAGCCGCAGAGGCCAAAGCCCGGCGGAUCCUGGCUGGUCUGGGCUUCGACCCUGAAAUGCAGAAUCGGCCCACAGAGAAGUUCUCAGGGGGCUGGCGCAUGCGAGUCUCCCUGGCCAGGGCACUGUUCAUGGAGCCCACACUGCUGAUGCUGGAUGAGCCCACCAACCACCUGGACCUCAAUGCUGUCAUCUGGCUCAAUAACUACCUCCAGGGCUGGCGGAAGACGUUGCUCAUCGUCUCCCAUGACCAGGGCUUCCUGGAUGACGUCUGCACUGAUAUCAUCCAUCUUGAUGCCCAGCGGCUUCAUUACUAUAGGGGCAAUUACAUGACCUUCAAGAAGAUGUACCAACAAAAGCAGAAAGAACUGCUGAAGCAGUAUGAGAAGCAGGAGAAAAAGCUGAAGGAGCUGAAGGCGGGUGGCAAGUCCACUAAGCAGGCGGAAAAGCAAACAAAGGAAGCCCUGACUAGGAAGCAGCAGAAAUGCCGACGGAAAAACCAAGAUGAGGAAUCUCAGGACACCCCUGAGCUCCUGAAGCGCCCCAAGGAGUACACUGUGCGCUUUACAUUCCCCAACCCCCCACCACUCAGCCCUCCUGUGCUGGGCCUGCACGGUGUGACAUUUGGCUAUGAGGGGCAGAAACCACUCUUUAAAAAUCUGGAUUUUGGCAUUGAUAUGGACUCAAGAAUCUGCAUUGUGGGCCCAAAUGGCGUGGGGAAAAGCACCUUGCUCCUGCUCCUGACAGGCAAGCUGACUCCGACUCGCGGGGAAAUGAGAAAGAACCACCGGCUGAAAAUUGGCUUCUUCAACCAGCAGUAUGCAGAACAGCUGCGCAUGGAGGAGACACCCACUGAUUACCUGCAACAAGGCUUCAACUUGCCCUACCAGGAUGCCCGGAAGUGCCUGGGCCGUUUUGGCCUUGAGAGUCAUGCCCACACCAUCCAGAUCUGCAAACUCUCUGGUGGGCAAAAAGCCCGAGUUGUGUUUGCAGAGCUGGCCUGUCGGGAGCCUGAUGUCCUCAUCUUGGAUGAGCCCACCAACAACUUGGACAUAGAGUCAAUUGAUGCUUUGGGAGAGGCCAUCAACGAAUACAAGGGCGCUGUGAUCGUCGUCAGCCACGAUGCCCGACUCAUCACAGAAACCAACUGCCAGCUGUGGGUGGUGGAGGAACAGAGUGUUAGCCAAAUUGAUGGUGACUUUGACGACUACAAGCGGGAAGUGUUGGAGGCCCUGGGUGAAGUGAUGGUCAACCGCCCCCGGGAGUGAUCUCCCUUCCCAGAAGACCAGCUUGUGUGGCCUGGAUGUCCUCUGUUGUCUCUUUGUCUCCACUUAGAAGCCUGACUCUGGUCUGCAGCUGACAGGGAGGGGGAGGUGGUCUUGAUAUGAGCAGAAUGCCACUUCGAUUGCUUCCUUUCCUCUGAAAGAUUUGUCUUUUCACUGUUCCUUAUAAACUGGUCUGGCCUUUCUUUCAACACCCUUCUGUGCCAAAAGAGAUGACCAUCUUCAUUAUCGUGGGUUCCAUCCAAACUUAGGUGACCAGUUGUCUUGAGUCUCUCUCAUUGCUCUGCACCCUGCCUCUGGUCCACUUUAAAGCUUCAGGCCUAGUGGUCCCCUGGUCCUUGAGUGGUGCUGCUCUUCUUUUUGAUGGAUUUCAUACUGACUUUGUGAUACAAAUGGCUGUGGCGGUUCAACCAAGGGAGACGUCUGUGGCCUGAGCUGUUACCCAGGAUUUGGUGCAUGCAGCCUCUUGUCUAGUUGGGGAAUUGGGGGCAACAAAGGAAUGCUGCUGAACUUGAAUUUCCCUGUACAAGGGGAAGGAAUAAAGGAAAGGAAUUGCUGCCACCCUGUCUGUCUGGAGAUUCAUGGGAGCCGGAACUGUUUUUGAUCUUGAUUUGCUUUAUGCAGUAUUCUGGCAGCAUUUAGUAUCCUCACUUCCCCACUAAUACAGAUGGAUCUAACCUGCACUCUUAACUGCACCUAUAAUGGUGCUUCCUCUUUAAGGAGCCUCCCUCCCUUCCCCUCACCUUUCAGACAAGAAUAAGGGAGAAUGGUUCAUCCAUUCCAUCCAGGACACUCAGGUCUCUUACCGUACAAGGUCUGCCCUUGUACCGGGGGCCAGCUACUAAAUCACCCGACAUGUAGAAUACUGUGGGUUAUACAUGAAGGGGAAAAACAGGGUCUGCCUUCAUGAAUAGUUAGAGAAGACUUAGCAGAUAAGAAAUGAAUGUACAUUGUGAUAGGAUAAAUUGCCAAUGCAUGGUUCUCUAGAUUCUUAAGUUGCUACAUGCUCCUAGAAGGGAAGAUUUUUCUGGAACUUGAUUUUUGCCAUGAUCAUUUGCCAUGAUCAUUUGAAAAAGAAUAAGGAUUUGAAUAAUAAGCUAACCAGAAAGCCAUUUUUGGAACCUCAAAAGAGCAGAUCUCAGGCAUGGAAGGAAGAAAACCAAAACUAGGAGUUAAUGAGAGAAUGUGGCUGGAAUGGCCACUUCUUAGAUUGAAGAGGUGGGUUUGGAAAGUAAAAUACAAGUGAUGGGUGGUGAUUUUAGGUAGUGAGGGGCAAGCGAACUGUGAAGCACUGACUGGUAUAGCUCAGUGGGCUGGGUAUUGUCCUACAGGAGGAAAGGUCACCACUUCGAUUCCCAGUCAGGGCACAUGCCUCAGUUGUGGGCCAGAUCCCCAUUGGGGGCAUGUGAGAAGCAACUGAUUAGUGUUUCUCUCCAUUCCCUUUCCAUCUCUCUUAAAUACGUAACAUCUUUUUUUUUUUUUUUUAAGGUAAACUGUAGAAACUUAAAGGGAUGGACCCCAUAACUUCUGUGGGGAUGGGGAAAUCCUGAACUAGACAGAGUUGGAAAGGGCAGGAAAGAUGGAAGGACCAGGUAUGGGAGCUAAAGACAAGAGGGUGAUCAGUGUAGCUAUCCAGUUCCAGGGGGAUAUGAAGAGCUGUUUGUUUUAAGACUAAGGUUGGUCCCUGGCUGGUGUGGCUCAGUGGAUUGAGCGCCAGCCUGCUAACCAAAGGGUCAUCAGUUUGAUUCCCAGUCUAGGGCACAUGCCUGACUUGCCAGCCAGGUCCCCAGUAGGGGGCAUGUGAGAGGCAACCACACAUUGAUGUUUCUCUCCCUUUCUUUCUCCCUUCCCAUUUCUAAAAAUGAAUAAAUAUUUAAGAAAAAAAAAUGAAGUUGAAAUUCUUAAUUUUGAGAAAUUAUUUUCUGACCAAGUGAUUAAGUAAUAUGGGACCUCAAGUAAAAGGAUUGUACUGCAAGAGUAUGUUUGGUGUGGAGACUGUUGCAGAGGUGCCAUAAGGGCACAUGUCCAGUUUAGAGAAAAAGCAACCCCCUCCUAACAUAAUUGGUAAGAUAUUAUGUGUAAUUUCCACAACUCC
This is a messenger RNA of Pteronotus mesoamericanus, 4734 nucleotides long. It is a transcript of the gene ABCF1, whose product is annotated as ATP binding cassette subfamily F member 1. The record is from RefSeq and is a predicted model, not a curated record. NCBI's taxonomy places the organism in Eukaryota, Metazoa, Chordata, Mammalia, Chiroptera, Mormoopidae. The transcript has 25 exons. Gene Ontology annotation, molecular function: ATP hydrolysis activity; ATP binding. The coding region runs from base 54 to 2624 and encodes 856 amino acids.